Molecule: messenger RNA, 2989 nt
Organism: Quercus robur (English oak)
Lineage: Eukaryota; Viridiplantae; Streptophyta; Magnoliopsida; Fagales; Fagaceae
Product: beta-amylase 7
Exons: 11
Coding region: 704-2776 (690 amino acids)
Biological process (GO): polysaccharide catabolic process
Molecular function (GO): beta-amylase activity
Source: RefSeq, a predicted model, not a curated record
CACACAUACACACACGCCUCGUUCGUGCCAAGCCUAAUCCUCACACACUCGCAAACACACACACGCGCGAAGCCCUGAGCCUCGCAUGCGCGCUCGCUCGCACGCUCUCUCUCUCUCUCUCUCUCACUCUCUCUCGCCGGCCGGACUUGGAGCACUGUGCUCGCCGGAGAACACGGAGCAUCUCUCGCGCUCUCGUUCGUUUCCACUCUUUCCGGAGCUCCGACCUCUCUCCGUUAAUCUUCGCCGCUCGCCGGCGGCCGGAAAACCUGACCUAAUCGGCUUGGAAUUCGCUGUAAAAUUUAAUUUUUUGGAAGGGAGAACGUGGAUCUGGUAUAAUUUUCUUCGUUUGAGCUCUGAUUGAUGGAAUUCCUGGAGGAAAUGGAGAUUUAGAAGCUUUUGUUGUUCUUGAAGCAUAGUUUUCCGUCAAAUAAAGGUUUCCGAGUGAAAAUUCAGGCUGGAAUUUGAAUCUCCGCGCACGAGCUCGCAGAAUUAGAAGCAUAAGAUAUGAUUAAUCUGAAGUUCCCAGUUGUUGCCAGAAGACUGCAGAAUCCGCCAGGAACAAAUUAAGUCCAGAUGUUGCUGCACUGUGAACAAUGUCAGUCAUUCAUUAAUAAUGUGAAAAGUUGAGCAGCAAUGGAGGUUUUGCAGUAGAAAUAUAGAUAUAUUUUCUAGGUGACGGGUUGAGGAUUAGGGAGAGGAGAUUAUGGCAACUGAUAUGCAGAAAUUGAUUGGAACGAGUGAAGAAGAUGAAGAGGAAGACAUGGACAUGGAUGUGAAAGAAGAGGAUGAUGGUGAUGGUGAAGAAAAUGGAGAGAAGCAUGCUGCCACACCAGUGAUGGUAGAGGUUGGAGGGAUGGCAACUAGUGGCAGUAAUAACCAGUUUCAAUACCAUGACCAGCAAGCCUCUCGGAGGUGUAGACCACUGGAAGAGAAAGAAAGAACAAAGCUAAGAGAGCGGCACAGAAGGGCAAUUACCGCAAGGAUCUUGGCUGGGCUUCGGAGGCAUGGUAACUAUAAUCUUAGAGUUAGGGCUGAUAUCAAUGAUGUAAUUGCUGCUCUGGCAAGGGAAGCGGGCUGGGUUGUUCUUCCAGAUGGAACCACCUUUCCUUCAAGAUCUCAGGGCCCAAGGCCUAUGGGUGGCGCUUCUGCUGUGGUGACUCCAUCAUCUUCCCAUAUGGUGUCCCAACAGACUCCAGCUGCUUCCCUUAGAGGAGUUUCCUCUGGCUACCAGAACUCAGGGGAGUACAAUGCAAGUAGUAUGAAAGGCGUGUAUAUGCCCAAUUCAUCACCUUAUGAUCUAUCUUCCAGUACUCGAUCUCAAACUCCACCCAUGGUGGGUGAUGGUGGAGAACACGAGAGUCAUCCUCUUAUUGGUGGCUCCAUGAAUACAGUUGAUGACAAGCAGAUUGUCGACCUAGCCCCAAAGUUACCUGAACGUGAUUUUGCUGGAACCUCUUAUGUUCCUGUUUAUGUGAUGCUACCCUUGGGUGUCAUUAAUAUGAAGUGUGAGAUGGUCGAUCCGGAUGGUCUACUAAAGCAGCUAAGGGUGUUGAAAUCAGUGAAUAUUGAUGGUGUUAUGGUUGAUUGCUGGUGGGGCAUAGUAGAGGCACAUGCUCCUCAAGAGUAUAAUUGGAGUGGUUACAAGAGGCUCUUUCAGAUGGUUCGUGAGCUUAAGCUCAAGUUACAGGUUGUGUUGUCAUUUCAUGAAUGCGGGGGCAAUGUUGGUGAUGAUGUUUGUAUUCCACUGCCCCAUUGGGUGGCAGAAAUUGGUCGAAGCAAUCCUGACAUUUUUUUCACUGAUAAAGAGGGGAGGCGCAAUCCUGAAUGUCUCUCAUGGGGAAUAGACAAGGAUCGGGUUUUAAGGGGCCGAACUGCUGUUGAGGUUUACUUUGACUACAUGAGAAGCUUCCGGACAGAAUUUGAUGAGUUCUUUGAGGAUGGCAUCAUUUCCAUGAUUGAAGUUGGACUAGGACCAUGUGGGGAGCUCCGUUACCCAUCUUUUCCCGUGAAGCAUGGUUGGAGAUAUCCUGGCAUUGGCGAAUUCCAGUGUUAUGAUCAAUAUUUGUUGAGAAGUCUAAGGAAGGCAGCAGAAGACAGGGGACACUCCUCAUGGGCAAGAGGACCAGAUAAUGCAGGUUCCUAUAAUUCCCGGCCUCUUGAAACAGGAUUUUUUUGUGAUGGAGGUGAUUAUGAUGGCUAUUAUGGAAGGUUCUUCCUGAAUUGGUAUUCUCAAAUUGUAGUUGAUCAUGGUGAUCGUGUACUUUCUCUAGCAAAGUUAACUUUUGAUGGGACCCGCAUUGCUGCAAAGCUACCAGGUAUUUACUGGUGGUACAAGACAGCCAGUCAUGCUGCUGAAUUAACUGCUGGGUUCUAUAACUCUUGCAAUCGUGACGGUUAUGCUGCAAUUGCAGCAAUGCUAAAGAAGCAUGGAGCUGCAUUAAACUUCACAUGUGUUGAGAUACAAAUGUUAGGCCAGCAUGAGGACUUCGUGGAGGCAUUGGUAGAUACUGAGGGGUUAGUAUGGCAAGUGCUGAAUGCUGCAUGGGAUGCUUGCAUACCAGUUUCUAGUGAGAAUACACUUUCUUGUCACGACAGAAUAGGCUAUAACAAGAUAUUAGAUACUGCCAAGCCCAUGAAUGAUCCAGAUGGGAGGCAUUUUUCGUCUUUUACCUACCUUAGGCUUAGUCCACUUCUUAUGGAAAGACACAAUUUCAUGGAAUUUGAACGGUUUGUCAAGAAAAUGCACGGGGAAGAAGUUCUUGAUCUCCAGGUAUAGUGGGAUGAAGUCUCUCCUGAAUAUGUAUUAUUUAUCUCUUCCCCACAAAAAUAUUGGGGUUACUGUGUUGCAGAUUAGGGGAAUAGUAUUUUUGCUAUUAUCUAUACUAGGUAAUUGACUACUAGAUUGGGCCAUUUUUUAAUCAAACACAAAGCCCAACCAAGAUGUACAAGUAAUUAAUACAUAGAUUUAAUAUAAUCAUUUUUAACAUAA